Amoebophrya sp. A120 is the source of this 1184-nucleotide messenger RNA. The record is from the annotation of a GenBank genome assembly. Lineage: Eukaryota; Dinophyceae; Syndiniales; Amoebophryaceae.
AGCAUUCGAUGCAGUGACCAUUCUGAGAGCCCAUACCCCUUGCGCCUCUAUGGCAGAAGUUUUUUUGUCUUGACGUUUAUCUUGGUUUUUGUCCCACCUUGUAGUCGUGCUACUUAAUCAUAAUCAGCAGAAGCAAGAUGAUCUUGAGGGUGUUUCUGUCGAGCCUGCGUUUUGUACGUUUUUUCUUCGCCCUCGGAAAUUAUAAAAGUUAUGCCGCAGCGGCUGCAACACCAGUAACGAAGAAUGUGAUUUGGAUCGGCGAUUCUGUCACCCGCUACACAUACCUGGAUUAUGUGUACCGGAAGCACAGCAACUCUGCGACGCCACCUUCCCUUCUGUGGGAAGGCUUUCACGGGAACUGGACUUCGUACUACAAGGCGUCCACCGCUGCCUUCAACGGUUCGAUGCGGUGCGAGUGUUUCCGCGAGGGCCGGGAGGUUCCGACCAUGGAAGCAAUCGAAGCCGAGGCGAAGAAAACGAAGGUUUGGCCCCCGCCCUGGGUAAAAACGGUCGUCGAGAAUCGUUUUUGGUCGGAUAGAUAUAAAAACGAAGGCACGUCGUCGUUGACCAACACCACCACCGAGAGUCACACCUUCUUCAGCUACAUCGGCGAUUUUGGGGGUUGCCGCGGCAUCACAAACGACAUUCCUUCUGGCUGGAGGUUCCCGCGCGUGACCAGCGUGAACACGCCGGCGUGGCAGUUCGCCUACGAAAAUUUAGAUCUGGAGUUUGCGUUGCGCUUCUUGAUUCCAAAGCUGAAGCCAACGCACUUGAUAUUGAAUCUCGGGUGGUGGCCGCACACAAGAGACUUUCCAAAACUGGAGCGCAUUUUCUCCGCUGCGAGAGACGCGAUUGUUGAGACACCUGCCGGUGGCACGCGCACGGGUGAUGGUGUACGAGGUUCGGACCAGCAGGGAGAAGAGACAAAGACGAAGCCGCGUCGUGUGCUGUGGAAGGGCGGAACGCCGUCCCGGGACAACGAGCGGCCGUUCUAUGCAGAGACGGAAGACCGGGUGCGCCAUCUGGCCCGGACUAGAGGUGCCGAGCUGUCAUUGCAGUAUGUUGGGUUUCCAAAACCUCGGGAACAGAUCACAAAAGAGUGUUUUUGUGAUCGCGUGCACUUCUGCUGUCCAGAACUCUAUGAGGCACACAAUCUCGAGCUACAGCGGUAUCUCGAUGAAUAG